Messenger RNA from Clunio marinus, 225 nucleotides. The record is from the annotation of a GenBank genome assembly. Lineage: Eukaryota; Metazoa; Arthropoda; Insecta; Diptera; Chironomidae.
AUGAAUAUCAGACGGUCCGGCUGCCGCCAAUUUAACUUUGGCCAAGGUGAUUUUCCGCGAAGUGUCAGCCGAUUCGACCCCGAAGAAAGAGAACGUCCUCAACAUCAAGAACAACCUGACAUCUACCAGAUAAAGGCUCACUUCACAAACGAGGAAUCGAUAAGCAUCGAAGGGGAAAUAAAAUUCCCGAAGGGAUUCGAUGCACGCGUUAAAAAUGUUGCGUAA